AUGCAAAAUGAUGACUGGAACAAAUAUGAACUAGUUAAGAAAGAAACCAAAGGUGUAGUUGAAAUUAAACACUUAGCAACUAAUGAAGUGACACAUAAAAAGUUUAGACAGAAAGUUCCAGGUGGUUAUUGUUCAAAAUUAAUUGAGCCAAUAACCGAGGUGAUUCUAGCAGAAAUACAGGGGGAUAGUUCAAAAGCGAAAUUAAAAAAAAUUUUAUUAUAUCAGCCCGACGAUAGUGUCGAAUUAAAAGAUUCAGGAAUAUUUAGUUUUGAACAUAAAUUUCGAUGGGAAAAUGAAAAAUUCGUCUGGAAAAAACGUGCCUUCUCCAAGGAUUUGGAAUGUAAAAUGGUGCAGUCUGGCGAUGAACCAAACAUGUGCAUCGCACUAUAUCAACCGAAAAACAAAAACGUUGGAACAGUGAAUAUUAUGAGCGAUAACAUGAAUCGUCUUAAUAUUCAAGAUCGGCGUGGACUUGAAUACGUUUUAUUAAUGUCUAUAUUGUCAUUUUUGGAUAAAUCGGAUGAUGAUAGCAACUAUACUAGAAAGACACCAAAUUCUUUCUCAUCAUCUUCACCCAGUUCAUACCCACCCCCGUCAUCAGAUUCGAACCGUAAGCAGAAGCUGGCAAAGCACAAACCUAAAGAAUAUACAGGUGAAUAUGGAUGGUAA
This is a messenger RNA of Racocetra persica, 669 nucleotides long. Lineage: Eukaryota; Fungi; Glomeromycota; Glomeromycetes; Diversisporales; Gigasporaceae. The record is from the annotation of a GenBank genome assembly.